Molecule: messenger RNA, 1092 nt
Organism: Effrenium voratum
Lineage: Eukaryota; Dinophyceae; Suessiales; Symbiodiniaceae
Source: the annotation of a GenBank genome assembly
AUGGAUGUUGCCUGUGCCGAAGACGACUUGGAGAGGCAGGAGAAGCUGAUUUCCCGGCACCAGGUGAGCCGCCAAAAGCUGCGCGCGGAGAUCAGGCAGCUCACCCACAAGGUUCAAGAGUGCAAGGACAGCCACGACGGCUUGACCUCUCAGGUGCGCGAGGCCAAGAUCCAGCUGGAGGAGAUCCAAGCAGCUCGCGAGCGGCUCAAGGAGCAGGUUGCCAACGAGGCUCAGGAGCUCCAAGUCGUGGAGGUGGAAUGCAAGCGCUCAUCACUGGACUUGAAGUCCGCAAAGGAGGAAAGGGAGCAGAUCGAAGCGCAGGUCCUUCAGCAGCGCCGAGAGAACGCAGCACUGCAGCGUGACAUGGAGAGCGCCAGCCUCGAGGCUGCUGGGGUGCGUGCCAAAAUGAUGGCAGCGAAGGAGGAGACAGAUGAUUGCACCAAGGCCUUGAAGGAUCUGCUGGAGGGUCUGGGGCACUUCUCCCAAGCCUCCAACCAGAAGCUGGCCUCGGCCGUGGACUGCAACGACCGCAUCACACAUGUGGUGGUCACGGGACCUGAAGAGAUCGUGAAGAUCCGUGUUCCUUCGGCGCCGGGUGGUUCCCCAAGGUCCCCGGGCCGCAGCCAUCGCUCCGGCAGCGCCACACCCGGCACCCACGGAGCCAAGACUCCCACAGCGCCGUUCAAAUCCUCGAGCAAGUCCUUGUCGCCGCCGUUUCAGAGUGGCGGCAGCGGCACCAAGAGCCCGAACCCGGUGACCGCGCGCUCGCCCACGCCCACCUCUGGGAGCCGUUCCUCGCCCAAGCCGUCAAGCGCUGGUCAAGAUGCUGUGUCGCAGGCCCGCAGGCAGCUGGUGGACGUGGAGGAGCAGUACGGGAAGCACAGCAAGCAGGCGGUGCACGCGGCCACCGAGCUGGCGCUCCAGCUGGAGGAGUUCACGCCGGCCACGAAGGAGGCGGGAGCGCUGUUGCGCAAGGCCCUGGAGAGUGCCAUCGAGAUCUAUGGCAAGGAGCAUCUCAACACGCUGCGCACGGUGAACAACUUGGCGGUGUACCUGGACAACCUCGGCGAGCGGAAGGAGGCCUUCUUAUAG